Messenger RNA from Sycon ciliatum, 934 nucleotides. RefSeq names its product trichohyalin-like. The coding region runs from base 269 to 934 and encodes 221 amino acids. The transcript has 3 exons. The record is from RefSeq and is a predicted model, not a curated record. NCBI's taxonomy places the organism in Eukaryota, Metazoa, Porifera, Calcarea, Leucosolenida, Sycettidae.
GACAUCCUUAGCAAAAGUACGAUAACGCUAACUUUUACGGUACUCACUCCCGGCCGUGACAAAAAACGUUAUCGGAUAACGGAAAAACGUUACAGAGCCCAAAAUAACGGGCCGACGUUCGUUAUGGUAAUCCUGCACAAACCGCAAAAAAUUACCUGGAUGCCACAUGUUUUUUCAGCUGGCGGGAGAUAUAAACACGUGCAGAUGCGGGAUCGAUUCCUCUUUGACUUUAGUUUGAAUUGUUGUUUUGUACCAGUUCUCUUUCACCAUGUCUACGUCCUCUUGUUCGUCACCCUCUGGCCCAUCUGGGAAACAGAGGACUCGAUUCUCGGCUGAGGACGAAAUUCUCCUCUUCCGAGAAGUGCUCUCACAGGAGAGUCCAUUUAGCCGUGGUUCCUGCGUCUGGGAAAAAGUCUCUAAAAACCUCAGGACGAACGAGAAAUCGUUUUCGCCACGUCUCUGUCGUGAUCGAAUCAAAGACUUGAUCAAAGAGUUCAUCAGGAACGACAACAAGGAGAGGGUGAAAACUGGCGUGGAGGAGGAGUAUUCAGAGCGCGCUCAGCUCUUGUCUGAGCUGAGAGAGUUGUACCAGGGGGAAGAAGACAAGAAGGAGGAAACGGCUAAAGCAAAGAAACGAAAAGACGCAGACACGACAAUGGCGAAGGACAUGCGUGAGGCGUGCAUGGAGACGUACGCGCAAAGCAAGAAAAGAGUUACUCAGGACGGCGAGGAGGAGAAUGAGGAGAAGAAACCAACGAAACGGAGAAGGAUGGAUGUGGCGGAAGAAGUGAGGAAGAGAACUGCCCUGAAGGAGCGAGAGCUGAAUUUGAGGGAGAAGGAGUAUAACCUGGCAAAAGAAAAACAAGAUGUUGAGCUGGAAGAGAGAAGAAUGUUCAUGCGAUUUAUGAUGGAAAAAGAAAGGAACAACCAAUAA